Colletotrichum navitas is the source of this 1286-nucleotide messenger RNA. RefSeq names its product Fe-S protein assembly co-chaperone HscB. Gene Ontology annotation, cellular component: mitochondrion. The coding region runs from base 220 to 1005 and encodes 261 amino acids. NCBI's taxonomy places the organism in Eukaryota, Fungi, Ascomycota, Sordariomycetes, Glomerellales, Glomerellaceae. The record is from RefSeq and is a predicted model, not a curated record. Gene Ontology annotation, biological process: protein complex oligomerization; [2Fe-2S] cluster assembly. The transcript has a single exon. Gene Ontology annotation, molecular function: ATPase activator activity; protein-folding chaperone binding.
CGACUUCGGACAUGUCGGCGGCUCUCGGCGCUAGACGCUGCGUUUCCCUUUGGCGCGGCAAAUGAUUUUACGGGGACGUCAUCACUCUGUUUGUCCCAGGGGCGUUUGUAAAUUUCAUGGCCGGCGUUAAGUACUUGUUCAACGACUCAAUCGCGACAGCACUCCACGAAUAAUUAAGGUUCUUGGUUUUGCAUCACAUAAAGCAACAACACAAAUACCAUGAGCAUGCGCACUUCAAUUGCGACAGGCACACGAGAGGUUUCUCGCCUUUGCGCGAGGUGCCGGCAGCAGGCAAAGGUGGCCCGGCCAUCUGGGACAGUGGCGACCGCACGAUGGGUUCCGAGAAUGGAUACUAGCAGUACGAGUCAAAAGCGAUGGAUUUCGGGGACGGCCUCCUUCUCCCGGCCGGUAACAGCGGCCCAGACCAGCGAAGCGACGGCUGCCUCCAGCUCGCAAGCAAGCAAACCCCCCACGACGCACUACGACUUUUUCCCCAUCACCCUCCCUGACGGCCCGCCGCCCAAGGGUCACUUCCCAAUCGACCAGCGCGCCCUUCGACGCGAGUUCCUCCGGCUACAGGCCAAAGCACACCCGGACAUGCACCCGGCAGAUCUCAAGGCGCGCGCUGAGGCAACGUCGGCGCGUAUCAACGAGGCGUACAAGACGCUUUUGAACCCGCUGCUGCGCGCGCAGUACCUUCUCUCCCUGCGCGGCGUCGACGUCGCCGAGGACGAGACACUCAAGGUUGAGGACCCAGAGCUGCUGAUGAUUGUGCUCGAGGCGCGUGAGGAGAUCGAGGAAGCGACAAGCGAGAGCGAGCUGGAGGGUCAGCGUGCGGCCAAUGACGAUCGCAUACGCGAGAGCGAGGAGGUACUCGAGGAAGCUUUCCGUCACGAUGAUAUCGAGACGGCGAAGCGGGAAGCGGUGAAACUCCGGUAUUGGGUCAAUAUUCAGGAGAGCUUGAACAACUGGGAGGCUGGAAAGCCGACUGUUCUGCAACACUAGCAGAAGAUGGGGAUGGUUGAAAGGGAAGAACAAGCCAACUUGUCUGUGCAGUCGAGGCAAAAUGUAUAUCUAUCUGGGCCGGGAAGGCUCGACCGUCAUCAUCAGCCGAUGGUGGGCCGAUGUUUUUGAGACACCCGGCUUUUCACAAUUUAAUGCGUGCACAAUUGUGUUCAAUCCCACCAAUCCCUGCUUUUGGAAGUGGUGGACACAAUGAUGCGUGUCCGUCCUGUUUUGGUCAAAAUCCCCGGUAGACCGAAGAAACCCGCCAAGAAAGUUCCGUU